Molecule: messenger RNA, 1728 nt
Organism: Raphanus sativus (radish)
Lineage: Eukaryota; Viridiplantae; Streptophyta; Magnoliopsida; Brassicales; Brassicaceae
Product: CBL-interacting serine/threonine-protein kinase 21
Exons: 9
Coding region: 196-1446 (416 amino acids)
Biological process (GO): signal transduction; protein phosphorylation
Molecular function (GO): ATP binding; protein kinase activity
Source: RefSeq, a predicted model, not a curated record
CAAUAAUAUAUCCUACUUUCAAAAACUGUCAACAUCAACUAAAAGUCAAAACUCUCGAUCACACAAGAGAAUCAUACUCUUCUUAUUAUUAGCCCUCAUUUGUUUGGUUAAGUUCCCUUUCAGACAUAAACAAGACCCUUCGGAGCUCAUAAACAUCUUCUUCUUCCUUUUUCUCUGUAUCUCUCUAUCUCCGAGAUGGGUUUGUUUGGGACGAAGAAGAUCGGCAAGUACGAGAUAGGAAGGACGAUCGGAGAAGGGAACUUCGCAAAAGUGAAACUUGGUUACGACACGACCAAUGGUACCUACGUAGCUGUCAAAAUCAUAGACAAGUCUCUGGUUAUCCAAAAGGGUCUUGAGUCUCAAGUCAAGAGAGAGAUUAGGACUAUGAAGCUUCUUAACCAUCCCAACAUCGUACAGAUACACGAGGUGAUUGGGACUAAGACGAAGAUAUGUAUAGUCAUGGAAUACGUUGCAGGCGGUCAGCUUUCAGACAAACUUGAAAGACAUAAGAUGAAAGAAUCAGAUGCAAGAAAGCUUUUCCAACAGUUGAUUGAUGCUGUUGAUUACUGUCAUAACAGAGGAGUUUACCACCGAGAUCUUAAGCCUCAAAACUUGCUAAUAGAUUCAAAGGGUAAUCUCAAAGUUUCUGAUUUUGGACUAAGUGCAGUUCCUAAAUCAGGUGAUAUGCUAUCUACAGCUUGUGGAUCUCCAUGCUAUAUAGCACCUGAGCUUAUAAUGAACAAAGGGUACUCAGGAGCAGCAGUGGAUGUGUGGUCUUGUGGAGUGAUUCUAUUUGAAUUGCUUUCUGGUUAUCCACCGUUCGAUGAUCAAACUCUUCCGGUUUUGUAUAAGAAGAUACUCAGAGCAGAUUACACGUUCCCACCUGGAUUCACUGGAGAGCAGAAGAAGCUAAUCUUUAACAUUCUUGACCCCAAUCCUCAAACGCGUAUCACACUAGCUGAGAUAAUCAUUCAAGAUUCUUGGUUCAAGUUAGGUUUUACACCAGCUUAUCAUCAAGUUUCAGACUCAAUCAAGGAGCAUGUAGCGGAGAUAAAUGCAGCUACCGCAUCUUCAAAUUUCAUAAACGCUUUUCAGAUAAUAGCAAUGGCUAGCGAUCUAGAUUUGUCAGGUCUCUUUGAAGAACAGGAUGAUAAGAGAUAUAAAACAAGAAUUGGGUCAAAGAACACAGCACAAGAAACAAUCAAGAAGAUUGAAGCUGCAGCAACUGAUGUUAGUUUAUCAGUUGAAAGAAUAAAGCAUUUCAAGGUAAAGAUUCAACCAAAAGAGAUAAGAUCAAGAUCUUCUUAUGACUUAUUAUCAGCAGAGGUGAUCGAGGUGACUCCAACCAAUUGUGUAAUAGAAAUAUCAAAAGCCGCAGGCGAGUUAAGACUAUACAUGGAGUUUUGCCAGAGUUUAUCCAGCUUACUUACCGCGGAAGUAAGCUAAGAGACAUAGAUUGUCAAGAAAAGUGGUGUGACACAAAUGAUGAAUAUUGGAAGCAAAUAAAGUAUAUUUUGCAGUGACAUGAAGACAGUGAAGAGGUUGGAUCCAAAGUGUAUAAUUCAUAUCUUGUGCUGAUCCCAAAGGGUUCUCUUUCAUGGCGUAAAAUGUGGAUUUUCUUAUAAGAAAAAAUCAAAAAAACAAACUCGAAUAAAACAUAAAUAUAGAAAGCAUCCCAGUAGUACAGCUUUGUAUUUAUUGAUCUCGAAUGCAAUUUAUAGUUCUGAA